AUGGCUGGGGAUAAGAAGAAGAAAAUACUACUUGUGGCCAUGGCCUAUUAUUUAUUCCUUGUUGUGUCAGCAGCGAGUUCAAGUCUUAAAGUAGGAAAAGAAGAAGAAGCCGAUCGAAUAAUUGAACUUCCUGGACAACCCAAAGUCUCAUUUCAGCAGUACUCUGGCUACAUCACUGUUGAUAAAGAGUUUGGCAGAGCUCUCUUCUAUUGGCUCACUGAAGCAGUUCAUCAACCUGAAUCCAAACCUUUGACCAUUUGGUUCAAUGGAGGGCCUGGCUGCUCUUCGGUGGCUUUUGGAGCUUCAGAGGAGAUAGGCCCAUUCAAUAUCAAGGAAAAUGGGACGGGUUUGAACCUCAAUAAGUUCUCAUGGAACACUGUAGCCAACCUACUUUUCCUUGAAUCUCCGGUCGGUGUCGGCUUCUCUUACACCAACACAACGGACGAUCUCGAGUCAGGCGAUGAGCGCACUGCAAAGGAGGCAUUGGAAUUCAUUCACCGAUGGUUGGACCGAUUUCCACGCUACAAACAGCGAGACAUUUAUUUGACGGGAGAGAGCUAUGCCGGGCAUUUUGUUCCCCAAUUGGCCAAAGAGAUUAUGACAUAUAAUUCAAAUACUAAGUUUCCUAUAAAUCUCAAAGGGAUAAUGGUUGGGAAUGCGGCUAUGGACUACUACUAUGAUAACAUUGGCACAAUAGACUAUUGGUGGAGUCAUGCCAUGAUCUCUGAUGAAACGCGCACGAAGAUGCUCAACAAAUGUGAUUUCUCUCAACAAUACAAUUUUUCCAAGGAGUGUGAAUCAAUAGGAAACAUAGCCAACAACGAAAUGGGAAACAUUAACUACUACAACAUAUAUGUACCUAAAUGCGACAAGUCAUACCGCAUCGGUGCUACCCGCAGGAACCUACUUUCGCUUCAUCAACCCUUUUCGAUUUUCAGGCGGCUUUCAGGAUAUGAUCCUUGUAGAGAGCAGUAUGCUGAGAUUUAUUACAACAGACCCGAUGUGCAGCAAGCUCUCCAUGCCAACACUACUAAAAUCCCUUAUAAUUGGACUCCUUGCAGUAAGGGUCGUCUAAGUUGGGUUGAAGAAGCUUUUUCAAUUCUGCCAAUCUACAAAGAAAUGAUUGCUGGUGGUUUGAAAAUUUGGGUGUUCAGUGGUGAUGCGGAUUCUGUCGUGCCGGUUACUGCCACCAAGUACUCCCUUGCUCAGCUUAAUUUGACAACAAAAAUGCCAUGGUAUCCUUGGUAUGUGGAUAAUCAGGUGGCAGGAUGGACACAGGUAUAUGAAGGGCUAACCUUUGCAACAGUGAGGGGGGCAGGUCAUGAAGUGCCAAUUGUCAAACCCAAACAAGCCCUUGAGCUCUUCAAAUCAUUUUUAAGUGGGACACCUCUACCUAAAUUAUAGGAGACUCUCUUUGGGAGGAGACCAUGUCUUCAAUAUUUCCAUUAAUCUUUUCUUUGAUAAGAAAG
Molecule: messenger RNA, 1469 nt
Organism: Telopea speciosissima
Lineage: Eukaryota; Viridiplantae; Streptophyta; Magnoliopsida; Proteales; Proteaceae
Product: serine carboxypeptidase-like 25
Exons: 8
Coding region: 1-1404 (467 amino acids)
Biological process (GO): proteolysis
Cellular component (GO): vacuole
Molecular function (GO): serine-type carboxypeptidase activity
Source: RefSeq, a predicted model, not a curated record